This is a messenger RNA of Onychostoma macrolepis, 1759 nucleotides long. RefSeq names its product myeloid-associated differentiation marker-like protein 2. The transcript is spliced from 3 exons. The record is from RefSeq and is a predicted model, not a curated record. Gene Ontology annotation, cellular component: membrane. NCBI's taxonomy places the organism in Eukaryota, Metazoa, Chordata, Actinopteri, Cypriniformes, Cyprinidae. The coding region runs from base 501 to 1436 and encodes 311 amino acids.
UAAGAGCAGCGACUGUAGUUGUCUCACAUAUUUAGAGUUCAUUCUUCAGAAACCCCGAGUGUGUGCAUGUGUUUAUAUAUAGAAUAACUGUGUUUUCUUUUCACAGGUGGCGUCUGACAUACAUUCCAGCUUCAUAUCUGCUCUGACACUCCCACAUACCCAUAACUCUGUCCUCUGGACCUCCACGACUGGAGACGGCAGAUCUGAUCUUCUCUGUGGACUGAUUCUGGUUUCUGCUGAAACACUGAGUCUGGAUCUGGAAGAUCGUGAGUCAGACGCUCCAGAAUAGAAUCAGAAAUACUCCAUGCACGCCUGAGGAGGAACGUCUGAGGAACGUCGACUCAGAAUCACUACAGACGAGCAGGAGUCAGUGCUUCAGAGCUCAACAUCAACCUAAAUACUCCGUCAUAAUAAGACAUAAAACACACUAGCGUUUGGGCCUUGCUGAGCAGAAGAGACCUUUGACCCCAAACAUUGGACCGCUAGUGUCCCGUCUCAUCAUGAGCGUCUCCGCCGGACAGCAUCUGAACACCUCGGCCGUGUUUUCUCUCAUAGGUGUGGCCCGUGUGUGUCAGCUGACGCUGGGCUGCGCCGUCGUCUCAUUAGUGAUCCACGGCGCCGGUUACAGCGCCACCUACGGGACCUUCUGCAUGGCGGUCUGGACGAGCUGCUUCGCCAUCAGCGCGGCCGUGCUGGUUCUGGACGUGACCCGUCUGCAGGCGAGUCUCCCGCUGUCCUGGGAAAACCUGACGGUGACGUUUGCGUCUCUUGCCACGCUGCUCACGCUCACGGCGUCUGUUGCGUAUCCCGUGUUCUUCGUGCGUGCCGCCGACUGUCCGUACAACAACUGUGAGGUCAGAAACUUCCGGAUCGCGGUAAGCGUGUGCUCGUGGGCGGCAUGCGUUGCGUACGGGACGGAGGUGUUCCUGUCGCGGGCCAAACCGGGACGCAGCGUGAGCUACAUGGCGGCGGCGCCCGGCGUCCUGAAGGUGGCGCAGAUCUUCGUGGGAUGCGUGAUAUUCACGUUGCUCGGCGAAGGGACUGAUUUCACGCGGCAUGCGGCGACGCUGUACUGCGCAGCUGCAUUCGGCGUGUGUUUGGCCGGGACCGUCCUGUUGGUGGCGCUGGCGGUGUCGGGUCGGAGCGCGGCCCUGCGGAUGCCGCGGAUGCCACGGAUGUCGUUCGAGCGGCUUGCUGUGAUCCACACGUUCGCCGCAGUGCUGCUGUACGUGAGUGCCGCUGUGCUUUGGCCCGUCUUCUGCUUCGACAGAAAGUAUGGCGCUCCGCUGCGGCCGCAGGGCUGCCCGAGGGGCAAGUGCUCAUGGGACGUGAAGCUCGCCGUCGCUGUGAUGAGCUUCGUAAACCUUGCGCUUUAUAUCGCCGACCUCGUCUGUUCCCACAGGAGCCGUCCUGCGGAGCAGCGGACUCGAGUCUGAACAUCACGACACACUGAUGAUGCUGCUGGAUUACUGUAUUCAUGAUAUGAACAUCAAGUCCUGGUACAACAUUCCUGUGCAACUAAAUCCAAACCAUCAACUGCCACUAAAAUCUGAUGUACAACGGUGCAACUCCAGCUCGAAGUGUCAUUUCGUUAUUUUUUUUAUAUUAAUAUUUUCAAUGGGUUUGAUUUUUAGUUUACAUUUUCAUUCUUAAGUUUUAGUGAUUUUGUUUGUUAAAUUUUGUGCUUUUGUCAUUUUAUUUUUAUUUUAACAUUAAGGUUUAUUUGAUUUAGUUUUAGUUCUUUAUUAAUUUGUGGUUU